This is a messenger RNA of Gadus macrocephalus (Pacific cod), 949 nucleotides long. Its product is annotated as zgc:103586. Gene Ontology annotation, molecular function: cytidine deaminase activity; zinc ion binding. The transcript has 5 exons. The coding region runs from base 143 to 568 and encodes 141 amino acids. The record is from RefSeq and is a predicted model, not a curated record. Gene Ontology annotation, cellular component: cytosol. Lineage: Eukaryota; Metazoa; Chordata; Actinopteri; Gadiformes; Gadidae.
CAACAACGCACCGUGGCUGGCAGCGCCUCGUCCGGAGGCAGAAUGUGGGACAUCUCACGGAAUGAUUAACCCCACAUUAACCCCCUUACUACCCCGCAGCACGGCUCCACAGGAAGACCAGGGAGACCACUGAACCACGGACAUGGCAGCUCAGGCCAUAGAUCUGAUCAGAGUGAAGGAACUCGUUGCAAAGUGUUUGGAGGCGCGGAAAAUGGCUUACUGUCCGUACAGCCAGUUCCCCGUCGGUGCCGCCAUCCUGACAGCAGAUGGCGCCAUAAUCACAGGUUGUAACGUGGAGAACGCCUCCUACGGGCUGACGGUGUGUGCUGAGCGCACCGCCAUUCAGAGGGCGGUGGUGGAGGGACACAGGUCGUUCACGGCCAUCGCUGUCACAUGCGACAUUAAGGACCACUUCGUGGGUCCGUGCGGGGCGUGUCGCCAGGUUCUCAUGGAGUUCGGGGGCCAGUGGGUGGUCUACCUCACCAAGCCAGACGGGUCGUACAGAGAGACCAGCCUGGAAGAGCUGCUGCCCCUCCCCUUCUCCCCCCGCCACCUGGGGAAGGACUGACCCGUCUGUCUGUCUGUCUGUCUGUCUGUCUGUCUGUCUGUCUGUCUGUCUGUCUGUCUGUCUGUCUGUCUGUCUGUCUGUCUGUCUGUCUGUCUGUCUGUCUGUCUGUCUGUGCUCUCUUGAAUAGUUAACGUUAGGAAGUCAAUGAUCAUUUGUUGCAUAAUCAAUCAAAAGCAAAGGUUGUUAUGUUAUUAUGUUAUUUUAUUAUAGUUGUGUGUCUGUUGAAGAAAUAAUUAAUUAAAAAUGUUUGUCUGAAUUUGUUUUAUUUUUCGUUACACGUAUAAUUUUUAAAGCAUCAAUUGUUAUCUUGAUGAUGAAUGGCUUCUUUAACUGUUUGUGCACUGUUUAAUAAAAUAUGAUUUGACCACCAAAAAUAAAAAA